AUGCCUCAACCUUUAUCAGUUUCUCAAAGAGUUGCGGCCAUAGUCGUUUCGGAGGCUACGAUUGCCCGCAUAUCCGGAAACGCACCAUAUCGUUCAAAGGACAUCUGCCUCCGGCUUUUAGGCAUCAUAACCGACCAUAACGACUUAACAGCGUUUGCUGGUGCUAUCGGCAGGCGGAUCCAGCUUACCGAGGUGUCCCUCGUCGAAAAUCCCGAAGAGCCCAUGACCACCGAAUCCAGGGUAGUCUGCGAGUUGCAAGUCACAGAAGAUAUGGUGAAUCUUGAGGGGAAUCUUCACGGGGGUUGCUCAGUAUACUUGGUCGACGUAUGCUCGGCGUUACCCCUCUCUGCCUGGCGCGCGGGCCAUCAAGUAGCACGCAGUAACGCCGACGAAAGGCAAAUGGGUAAUUUCAGCGGCGUCUCACAGUCGAUCAACACGACGUUCCACACGCCCGCCCCGCUAGGGACAAAUUUGCAAGUGAUCAGCACUUCUAUGAUAUGCGAGGGUGCACUUUUGUGCGCGAGGUGUCAGAUAUGGGACAAGGAUAACCACACAUUGGUCGCGUCUGGCCUGCAUCUAAAGAUGAUGCCUUCUCAGCCGAAACCACGAAUGUAA
Messenger RNA from Pleurotus ostreatus (oyster mushroom), 615 nucleotides. RefSeq lists its product as uncharacterized. Gene Ontology annotation, molecular function: fatty acyl-CoA hydrolase activity. The record is from RefSeq and is a predicted model, not a curated record. The transcript is spliced from 5 exons. Lineage: Eukaryota; Fungi; Basidiomycota; Agaricomycetes; Agaricales; Pleurotaceae. Bases 1 to 615 code for a protein of 204 amino acids.